AUGCACCUCUUCGGUCGCCUUUCCCGAAAAUCAUCCAACAGACAGAUCCAUUCAUCCGUCGAGUCUCUUGGCAGCAUGGUUAACAUCCAAGAAGUUGGCCCUUUUUUCUAUCUGACAUACCCUCGGUUUCCUGAGAAGGGCUCUGAUCCUAGUGAUGGACUGGAUCGCAGGGUGUAUGUUCGUCAGAACAUAGAUGAAUGGAGUGGGAAACGAUCAAACAAACGGCAGGUGGAUUUAUUCAUCAUGGCCAUGGAGAAAUUCCAGAAAUUGGAUCCCAAGGAUAAAAUUUCGUAUUUUCAGAUUGCGGGUAUUCAUGGACAGCCUUUUGUUCGCUGGGAUGACAACAGUCGCGAGCCGAUGAAAAACGGCUACUGCUUCCACGCACAUAUUCUGUUUCCUAUAUGGCAUCGGCCAUAUGUGCUUCUCUUUGAGCAAGUGGUCUACGAUAUCAUGAUUCGGGAUGUAAUCCCGCAAUUUCCCAAGGAGGAAGAGGCAGGCUGGCGUGAACUUGCCGACUCCUGGCGUCUUCCGUUCUGGGACUGGGCAAGAAAUGGCCGCGUGCCAGAUUUGGCCAAUGAGGGUGUCGGCACCGAAAAUACUUGGGCCGAUGAUGCAGAGCAGGAAGAGUAUAAAAAUUUCGGGAAUGCUAUAGGAACGAGUCGAUGGCCCGACGAGGAGGAUCAAAAGCCGACAAGUGAAGGCUGGAGACAUGGUGUCGUCAAUAACCGUAAAGUGGCUGAUGCUUUCAGUUCGCACAUGGGGUACAAUGAGAAGAACCAUGGCGCAUCUGCGGAGAUGGUUUACCGACUUCUCACGAUCCCAAUGGACUUCACGACCUUUGCUAGUACAAAUCCUACAUCUAAGGACCAAAAGGUGGAUGAAGAUCUAAACAUCGAAUAUAUACACAACAAUAUUCAUGGAUGGACUGGGGAUGCCGGUCAUAUGGGAAAUGUGCCUGUCGCCUCAUUUGACCCAUUAUUCUGGUUGCAUCACUGUAAUAUUGACCGUAUUUUCGCUCUUUGGCAAGCUCUAAAUCCCGAUAAGUUUCUCGACAAGAUUCCUCCCGACAAUUCCAAGAUCACAGACUCGCACGGUCAGGAGCAUGAUGUCAACAAGGACACACCACUGCAACCCUUCCGAAAUGAUCCUCGGGGGAACUACUGGACUCCUGAUGGUGUUCGAUACACUGUUAACCUGGGGUAUACAUAUCCCGAGCUCCAACGAUGGGACACGAAAUACUCUCAACAGGAUAAAACUUUCAAUGAAACUCUUUACGUGGAAGAUUUGACAGCCCAAAUCAACAGACUAUACGGUGUCUCCAGGUCACUGGUCUUGGAUCCGAAAACGCCCGCUCCAGAUGGCGUAGAACAUAUCGAUGGCGGUCUCAAGAUUACCGACUUCGGAUUCAGCAUCAGGUUCUUGAAGUACGCUUUUGGUGGCCAGCCCUUCUGGAUCAAACUGUACAUUGCCCAGGAAGAAGGUGUUCAGACACCGAUCACAGACUUGAUCGCAGAAGUGUAUAACUUCAGUCAGAGACCAGAGCUAGAUGGCUCAACUGUCUGUGGAAAUUGCAAAAAUGGCCAGACGGUCAAGAUCAAGUCAACUGCGUAUAUUCCAAUUACACCAGUUCUUUAUAAACUGUUGAAGGCUGGUCGGAAGUUGAAGACACUCACACGCGAUGAGGUACUGUCCUUCUUGAGAAAACGUGCAUACUGGAGAGUAGUAAAGCACGGCAAGGAACUACCACGUUAUGAGGUUGAAAAGCUCGACCUGGAGAUAAUUGGAAGUAGCAAUGACACGAAGUUCUUCGAAAAUCCUGCUCUACCGCCGGCAUUUGAUAAUUUCAAAGAGGAACCCACGAUCAGUGGCGGUGCUGACGGCGCCCUUGAUCCGGAGCUAAAGCAGCCUAACAUUCCAAUCCCCUAUCCACGUCCCGUGCGACUCAAGGCCAACCUUCCUCUUCAUAGCAACUUGGAAUUCCAGAAACAGCUCAAACCUGACAGCGUCAUUCUCCUGGAAUCCGAUUAUGUCGACCUAUCCAAACCUGCAGUCGGCGUUGACAUGACUCAAAUUUCCAUCACGGAUGAUGCCGGAAAUACAGUUUUCCAUAUUUCAAUCCGGCGGGGCCAAGGUCAGAUCAUAUUCAAUGCCAAGGUCAAGGGUUCUUGGGGAGAAGAAGAACGUAUCAAUUUAGAUCAUCGAUUCCGAGCAAGUGAAGAAGGUGCAACGAUUUUGAUACAUGACCAGGGAGAUGGCUAUGAGGUAUGGAUUGACUGGGUUCACGCUCUUUGGUUUGCCAAAAGGGUGAAGAAUGCCGUUCCUAAGGCGAUAUCCUAUGGCCUCGCUGAUGAGAACGGAACUGCCGUGCUCGCGGACGACAUUGAAGUGCGCACUUAUCCAUCCAUGAGGGCUUUGUUCCUUCAGAAGCAUGAACACGAAGAAGAAAAACACACGUAA
Molecule: messenger RNA, 2457 nt
Organism: Penicillium cosmopolitanum
Lineage: Eukaryota; Fungi; Ascomycota; Eurotiomycetes; Eurotiales; Aspergillaceae
Exons: 10
Coding region: 1-2457 (818 amino acids)
Molecular function (GO): oxidoreductase activity; carbohydrate binding
Source: RefSeq, a predicted model, not a curated record